GGGCGCAUGCCGCACGCCGCGCGGGUAACGCGCGUUUGUAAACAGUCCACGGCUGUCAACCCAGCAGACCGCGCGCGUUCACCGCUCAUGUUCCCACUGUGUGUUCAGAGAACACUCACAAUGCACAGGAACUCCGCGCUCUGGUCAUCGAAACCCUGAACAUUGUGCUUGUUUCGUGAUACAUUAUGCUGUGUCUAGUGUUAUUCGUGUUUAGUUCAGUGCCCACUCUGUGAGAUUACUGGCACGAAGUAUCAUCAAAUCUAGCGAUAUAAGGUUUUCCACGAUAACGCCAGAUAAGGAAUAUGUGAAACAAAUGAAACAGUGUUAUUGAAAGCGCGACCACGUGCGGUUGCAUCGGUGAUUGCAAAAAAGAUAUAUCGAAUCGAAAAGUGAAUAACCAACUUGCUCUGAUUGUCUAUCGGAGAAGUGUGUGUUAAUGAGAUUCUAGUGCAAAUCACGACGUUAUUGCCAGUGAAGUAAAGUUUAAAACGUGCAGUGCGUGAGGACAUGUGUGAGGAUGAGUACAGAGCGACGCCUUUCUCGGAGUUUUCACUCCUGCCUGAAGGGUUCGUCCACGGAGGAGGCGGCAGACGAGGAGGAGACCUGCUAUCACUCGCUCGGGGGCCGCCAUUCCCUGAACCGGCAGCCUCAGGUGUACGUGGAGGACUUGUCUAAUGUGUCCCUUGCAGACUUUGAAACGACACAGGACGAGAACAAUGAUACGUCAUACGAAAAGGCAUGUCGGCGGGGCUCCGCGCCCAGUACGCCGGUGCCGGGUGCGCAGGCGCAGCAUAGUCCAUCAAGACUGGCUUCCUUCUUCUUCUCCAAGCGCUCCUUUAGGAGCAACCCUCUCAAAAGGACAAAAUCCGCCACGAAGCUGGAAAGAGAGCGAGCGUUGGCUGCUGUGCCUACACAUCCGCAGCCACACGCCCUUAGGACAUCAAGAUCUCAUGAAAGUUUGCUAUCAGCACAUUCGCCUGCCGUAUCAACAAUGGAUUUAGGACCACCAAAUCAAGUGGAGAUUCGGGCUCUUCACUCGUCAGUGCUGGGCAGGCCGCACUGCUUCGCGCUGAGUGCGGAGAAUCGGGCGCCGCGAUACUUCGCCUGCGCUUCGAGGAAGGAGCGAGACCGUUGGAUAUAUAGCUUGCGGCAAGCAGCGCGGCCAGACGAAAUACGUACGCGCCGGUGUGAGCGAUCCGUGAAACUUUGGCUGCUGGAAGCAAAAUCUAUACCACCUAAGAAGAGAUACUACUGUGAAAUACUACUCGAUGACACACUCUAUGCGAGAUCAUCGUCCAAGUUGAAGACGGAACUAUGUUUCUGGGGCGAGGUGUACGAAUUCAGCGGUCUGCCGGCGACGCGCGCUAUAAACGUCAACGUGUACAGGGAGCCGGAGCGGCGCGCACGCAAGCGCGACAAGCACGCCCUCGUCGGCACAGUGCGAAUUCCGGUCGACGACGUAUCGUCACGAUACCUCAACGAGCGGUGGUACCCGCUGUCCGAGGGCGACAAGCCGCAGUCCCCGGGCGGUCGCGCGCCCCCUCCGCCCGCGCCUGCACUUCGGAUCAAGUGCCGCUACCAGAGCGUGGAUGUACUACCACUAGACAACUACGCGCGCUUCCUCGACUACCUCAAGAGGAACUACAGGCGGCUGUGCGAGUACCUCGAGCCCGUCAUAGGAGUAAAAGCGAAGGAAGACAUUGGUUGUGCGCUAGUACUGUGCAUGGCAGGGGCAGGCCUGGCGCCGCGCUACCUCGCCGACGUGGUGGCGCUGGACGUGCGCCGUACCGGCGACCACUCGCUCACCUUCCGCGGCAACUCGCUCGCCACCAAGAGCAUGGAGGCGUACCUUAAGCUCGUCGGGGACCAGUAUCUACAGGACACGCUCGGAUCUGCAGUGGCGGCGGCAGCGGGCGCGGGCGCGACGGACUGCGAGGUGGACCCGCAGCGCGCGGGCGGGGGCGCGGCGCUGCGUCGCCAGCAGGCCGCGUUACGUGACGCCGUGGCGCUCGCCUGGCGCGCCAUCGCUGCCUCCGCGCCCGCCUUCCCGCCCCCGCUGAGGGACUGCUUCGCCACCUUCCGCGAGAGGUUGACUUCAAUGGGUAGAGAGGAUAUCUCCGACAACUUAAUCAGUGCAUCAAUAUUCCUCCGAUUCUUGUGUCCUGCUAUCCUGUCACCGAGUCUUUUUGGAAUAACUCAUGAAUACCCGAAUGAACGCGCUGCCCGUAACCUCACGCUGGUUGCAAAAACGCUGCAGACUCUAGCUAAUUUCACUCGCUUCCAAGGCAAAGAGGCAUUCAUGGAGUUCUUAAACGACUUCCUCGAACAAGAGGCGCCCAAUAUGAAAGCAUUUCUAAGAGCAAUAUCGACGCGACCACAAGAUCAGCCACAAGCCCAGCAUCAAUACCAACAACAACAGCAACAUCAACAAGAGGGCAGUAACCGUAACUCGGCCGCGUCUCAGGGUUCCGUCGCCGGUUCAGAGAGUUCUAGAAGCGAGGCAGCCGUAGAAGCUGACCCUGAAUGGGCACCACACGUGGACCUCGGAAAACAGUUAGCUACGUUACACGCUCUGCUGGUAGAUAGUUUACCAAAGUUGCCUGCUGGUAGGAUACAGGAGUUGGAUCCCUUAUCUGAUAUCUUGGAAGAAUUAAAUAAAAGAUUGGUCAGCAACGAUUAUGGACCAAUGCCGCAGCAGUCUGACAAUAUCUUUAGGUUCAACGAUCCAACAUGUAAUACGCCUUCGAAGCCAAAUCCUGAAGCUCCUGCGAAUGGGAUGAGCAGUAACUUUGCCCACAGUUCACCUAUAAUGAACAAAAAUGGCGUACAGUUUAAUAUCAGCCCGUCAAAGUCUAACGCUGAGGAAUCUAAAUACAAAGCGUCUUACGUUGGUGUGGCGAAAUCGCCAAGCUUUAAUUUAAGGUCAGCGACGCUCCCACGAAAUGGUUAUGGGUUGAACCCAACGAACCAAAAUGUGAACCCCGACAGGUAUAGUUCACAAUAUAACAAUCAAGAACACUGCGUCAAUCUUAAAGUAGUACAAAUAGGAUUUAGUUCCGAUCAGUACCAAAAAGGAAUCGGCAACGGCGUCAAUGAAAGCUUAGAACGACGAUUUCUAGAUAGGUACAAAACCAACAGUUAUAAUCAACAAAAUCAUUAUCAUAAUAACUCCAAUUACAACACCGAAAGGUCACCCAGUAGCGACAGCGUUAACCAUAAUUAUUGCUCAAAUGACAUGCAAAACAUUAUGAAGGAAACUGCAACAUUAGAGGAGUUGUCGGAUUUAUUGAAAUAUGCUGACGAUUCGGACAUAGUCGAGGACAAACUUAUAAUGAACAAAAAGAACUUGGCCCAAUCUAAAUCUACUAAUAACAACAUUAUCAAUGGAAAUAAAAUCAAUUACACAAACAACGGUUCAAAUGUCUCAAUCAGUGGUUUAUCAAACGUCGCGAGUUCUGGGUACCAAAGUAUUGCUACUUACAGCCAAAGUUCUAGUCCCGUUGAAAACACAACUCAUCAUCAUCAGCCAUACGAAAACGGUGGUCAGCCAAUGAGCCGUUACUCUCAGCUAAACUACCAAAAACAGAGAGAUAAACAGUAUUAUGAUAAUAAAAAUGAAAAGUUCUAUCCAAAGAGCCCAGUGCAACAGAAAAUUGAUUACGAUAUUCAGAAAUAUGGAAUCCAAAACUUCACAACGGCGGAAAACACACAGACGACCGCAAAUAUGAAUUCAAAAGUAGUUCCAUUAGUAUUCACAAAUCCAGUGUACAAUAUGGAAGACAAUCGGCCGUCUCAAGAUAAGAAAAAGAAUAAUAAUGACAAUAGAAAUUCGAAGCGCUGUCCAUGUGGCUCAUCCAGUUCAUCCAUAGAUGAGGAGGGCUUGAGCACAGACAACGUUGAGACGAAUUCUGAAGAAGGUUCCACUAACUUCAACGACGACACAAGAAAUUAUGAUCAUCAACACCGUAAUAAUACCCACCGAAAACUUACCAGAGAUAAUUGUAAUUAUGAAGAUGUAUAUCAAACGAGUAACCAUAGUCAUUCCCCAAGAAUACGGGAUGAUGAAUCUUCUAGUAAUUCGCCAAGUCUGAGGAAAAGUAGCAAGACGCGAAUGCCUAGAACAAAUCCUAUGCUCUCUUAUUCUACAAACCAAAAUCAGCUCAAUCUGAAGCAUUUCGGCCAAAGAGGAGAAUCGCUUUACGAAAGCAAACCUCAUCAUAUUUCCACUGAUUCUGGUUAUGCCAUGGGAAGGUCCGAUUCUAACGUUGAGAAAGUAAAUCAAGAAAUGUAUAGACUCCAGAUCUCCCGAAGUCAAAAGGCUUUAUUUCAUAUGGAAAACGCCAAGAGUUCUCCGGAGAAGUAUAGCAUGACGGAAAAUUCGAUUCCAGAGACGAAUUAUCCGCUAGAUAGAACAUAUUCUGGGGCGAAGGUGUCUAGUAGUAGAUUAAAUGAAGAUUUAGAGAGGCACCAGGAUUAUUAUGAUGUUCGAGAAAGGCGAGAGUCUCCUCAAGCCACAUUUAAUAGGGAAUCCCAGUCUAGUGAAGCGAGCGAAAGGCCCGCGGUUCGAACGGAACGUGAGAGCACCGUAAGAGAUAAGCUUCAAAGGCGAUUAAGCUUAGAGUCUGCAAGGGAACUCACGGAUAGUUCUGAUGAGGUGGAAGAUACAUUGUACAGUACAACAGGUAGAAGGCGAGCUUCCAAGCAUCACAGAACUAUCGAGCAGUACGAACGAGAAAUAGAGAGGCUAAAGUGUUCAGUAGAAUUAUUACGUGGCCGGCUACCAUCUGAACCUGGUCAGGAUCACACCGACGCGAAAAUGUCGGCUAUCAUUUCAAGAUUGAUCUGCGUGGAGGAUGAGUUACGUCGCGAGCAGCGUAAGAUGGCCGCCGCAUUAUCGCAUAAACAGCGCGUGAUCGAAGCGCAGGAGCAUCGCAUCGCAGCCCUGGACGAGGCCAAUACUCGCCUUCUGUCCGCACUCGUUCACUUACAGCAAAGGGCUCCAGCACCUGCCACCACUCCCACAGCUCAUUCGCAACAUUCGCACCAAGAACUGCAAAUAUAACAUUGUAAGAAAGAUCUCGAAUGAGAUUAAUAUAAUCCGUGCACAAACAGAAGUCCCGAGAGAGUUUUGAUAGUUUUCGAAAACAGCCAUCUCCUAGAUUCGUCUCCAUAAUAAAGAUUACACUCGCCUUUUGUCCGCGCUUGUUCAGUUACAGCAAAGGGCUCCGGCGUCCAUCACUACUCCUGCGACUCACUCGCACAUUCGAAACAAGAGCUGCAGAUACAGCAUUGUAAGAGAAAUCUUGAAUGAGAUUAAUAUAAUCCGUGCACAAACAGAAGUACCGACAGAGUUUUGGUAGUUUUCGAAAAACGGCUAUCUCCUUGAUUCGUUUCAUAAUAAAGAUUUCAGAGGAAUUACUGUGUUAUCUAUGAUGAAUAUGCAACGAUCAAGAAAAAGUACUCUGGGAACUUGUAUUUGUUUGAUAAUAGGGAGCCUUUACACAUUUGCUUCCAAAAAUGUAAAACAAGCCCAAAUUCUAUUUGAGAUGUUCCAGCUGAGCUGAAAUGGGACAUUUGACUUCAGAAAUCUGCUUCGGGAAUAAUGAAAAGCGGGCAUAAAUGAAAGUUUAUAGGUUAUUGUGACCAUUCUAUAGGAACACAGACUACAAAUUUUAUACAUAUUAAAUAGAGAGAAUAGAGGCAUUACUUACACAAAUAGAUGUGGCCUUAUCGCUUGAGAUUUCUUAUAGACUUCAAAUUUAAAUACAUAUUGACGGAGUAAGAUAAUAUCUUUUAGCUCAGUCGCUUCAAUGGGAUAUUGUAUAUUAUCAAUUAUCAUAGUAAACAUUAUCUCACUAAAACUUCACACAUUUUGUUCAGUAUCAAUAAACUGUAUAUGCUCUAAAUUACUACAAGCCCUCGUAUAUUUAAUAAAUGUAAUGUUUUUUCUUAUUAGUGUUUUAACUGUUGUAAUUUGGAUUUUAAGUAAAAUGCUUUUGUAAAUUUCAACGUUAAGUCAACAGCACAGUCAUCAGUUUAUUCAAAAAUGUGAAAUUUUGUUCUUGCGAUUCGUACUAACCUACGCACAUUUGCACCGACAGUGUGAUAUCUCAAAAACCCCACAGAAAACGAUUUGAGAUUUAGACGAAGUAAUGAAUUAAAAUAGUUUUCUGUAAAACCAAGGUUUUUGAAAUAUCAAACUCUUGUCGCAAAUGUACGGUGUGCUGUUGACAAUAUCAACAUCUCUUUAAAUUCUACAUUUUCAAGUCUUAAGCACAAAACUUUUUACUCUGCUAUUGUAAGUGGAUACUUCGAGAAAUUUUUACUUAAAAUAAAUUUAUAAUAAUCUUAAAUUUAUUAAUUUUCAUAUUUCAUGCACAAUAAACAUUAAUGAAAUUUAAAAUGUUUACAUGACGACUUAUUAUAUAAUAUACUUUACGCAUUUUUAAUGUUUAUCUCUUAAUGCAAUAUUACACUUUAACUAAUAUUUAUUAUGUAUAUCGAUGUGCUCUAAAGUAACUAUUGUAUUUAAAUCACAUUUGUUCGUUUGCCAUUUUUAUUUUACUUUGUUUUAUUGUUUCCGUAAUUUUAAAUGCUUUAAGUGACAUUAACAUUUUCUCUUUGUUAAUCUGGUUUAGAUGCUCGCAACGUGUUUUUUUCUGUAAUGAUACCAAAGACGAUUGAAUAUCCAUUAUAGUGAUGUUGUAGUGGAAUACAAAUGUACUACAACAACCACUAAUUUGUAUUAAAAUAAAACGUUAUAGAUUUUUAUAAUAAUUAAUUAAAUAAGACUUGUAUAAAUAAUAAUAUUUUAAGGUCCUAUUUGUAAGUGAAAUGAAAUACAGUCAGUAUUAAAUGUUUGGCGAUGACCAAAGGCCAACAAAAAUUUAUCAAUCUUACCCUCUCAAGUACCAAAAUUUUUUGGAAGAUUUUUUUUAAAGAACCAUAUAUAUUACAAUGAAUGAUAAAAAGUACUAUAAAUCAGAACUAACAAGUUUACUAUUAGAUGGAUUUCAUAGCUUACAAUAAAAUUCUAAAAUGAUUCUUUAGACGUUUCUAAAUAUUUAACGCUGACUGUAUUAAGUAAAACUUUAUUUUUAAUACCUGUGGAGUAUUAUACGGAUUAACCGUAAUAGUAACUUUAUCGUAUUCAAGUUGUUAACAACUAAUCGAUGAUCAUUUGUUGAACAAAACGAAAAAAUAUUCGACAAUCACAAAUCAUAUUUCGAUACAAGCCGUAUUUCAGUGGAGCUAAUUUUAAGCCAUAAAUUUAUGUAAAUAUACCCGAUUAGGUAUAUUUUGUUAUUCUUAUCACAUUAAAUUAUGGAUUACGU
Molecule: messenger RNA, 7334 nt
Organism: Chilo suppressalis (striped riceborer)
Lineage: Eukaryota; Metazoa; Arthropoda; Insecta; Lepidoptera; Crambidae
Source: the annotation of a GenBank genome assembly